Branchiostoma floridae (Florida lancelet) is the source of this 1485-nucleotide messenger RNA. RefSeq lists its product as uncharacterized. Gene Ontology annotation, biological process: respiratory gaseous exchange by respiratory system. The record is from RefSeq and is a predicted model, not a curated record. The coding region runs from base 158 to 943 and encodes 261 amino acids. Lineage: Eukaryota; Metazoa; Chordata; Leptocardii; Amphioxiformes; Branchiostomatidae. The transcript has 7 exons. Gene Ontology annotation, cellular component: extracellular region.
AGUUUGGGGCAGAUCUGACGGAAGGAGACGACGACUAGAGACGUCCUCCAACCAGCCAAGCUGUGCUCAGUCCUGUAUCACAGCACUCCAGGUCUUCCAAGCGACAGUCUGUAACGGCUAAUCUCUUCAACUGACGACCUCUCAACAGGACCAUACAAUGGAGGACAAGAAGCCCCUGCCCAUCCCCGUAUAUGCGGGACACCCGGCAGAUCCUGGGACUGACUUCAAGGACCUUGCUGCGUAUCAGAAGAAGCUGAGGACCGGGCUUGUCGCGGGAGGUGUGCUCCUGGUGCUGCUGGUGACUGGAGCCACCCUGCUGGGCGUGUUUCUGUCCAGGGGCUCCAACAACAUGUUAACGACCAACCGCAAGCUGGAGUGCGACGGUAAAGUCAUCCAGGAGAAGAUCGAAGUUGAUGUCGAGUUGAAGACCGAGACUUUCUACACCAAGAGUGAGGAUGGAGAGACUGUCGUCAUGUAUGACACCAAAAAUGAUCUUGCCGCAUACAAGUUUUCCGGCCUCCAUAUCUGUUUCAUCGUGGAGGACAGCACAUACAGCGAGGAGGCUGCCGACAUGCUGGCAAAUGAAGUGGAGAACGAAGACGAGCGCGAAACAGUAGAGGAGGCUGAGGCUAGCGAAGGACUGAACCUCACCUUGGAUGAAAGUCGUGGAAGGGUGGACAGGUCAAUCCUGAGCGACAACAUGCUUGACUUCUGUAAGUCCCAUGAAGUCUACUGGGCCAUCACUCGCCAAGUUCCCUCGGCUUCGGACAACGCGCCCGCGGCUGCUGAUGACGGUGCAAGGAGCCGUAAGAAGCGACUUUCCUGCCGCGGGUAUUGGGGUUGUCGGUGUCUGUAUUACUACUACUGGGGCUGGUGGCGCCGCUGCUACUACUCCUGCCGCUACUGGUACCCGUGUUUGGGACAGUGGCCGUACGGCAAGUAAAGUCACAUGAGAGUCCUGUCCAUCCGUGCAACCAGCACGUCCGGAGGAUGGGUGAUGAAAGUUAGAUGAUGCGCACUUACUGUCAUGUCCUUUUCAAGGACGUGUUUACAAGAUAUUGCAGUGAAUUUUAGUACCAGGGAAACACAAACGCGAGAUUAGGUUUGUGUCUUUUGUUACUGCAUAUUUUAGAUGUUUAAGUUUGCAGAUGGAAUGUAAUAUCACAAUGCUUUGAUACUAGUAUACUUUUUAAAAGGAGACUAGACAUCACAAGACUAGACUUGUAUAUGACUGCCGGUACAUUUGCCAAUAAAUAGAUAGAUAACUGUUACUGUUUUUUGUGAUAACACAUGUAUACGUACUAGCCGCUCCUGUAGCCGAUCCUACAAGAAGUAGCCGUUUGAAUUCUUGUUUUUCAUUCAUGUGAAGCUUGGGGAUGGGGGAUAAGAAAAUGCAUGGUAAAGCGAUAAUAUUAUAUGUACUUUGUGAAUAAGGUUCGAACAGUAUUUUAUGGUUUCUUCAAUAAAAAUGGUGACAGAUUUUAA